Messenger RNA from Mesocricetus auratus (golden hamster), 294 nucleotides. RefSeq names its product insulin growth factor-like family member 4. Gene Ontology annotation, molecular function: signaling receptor binding. The record is from RefSeq and is a predicted model, not a curated record. NCBI's taxonomy places the organism in Eukaryota, Metazoa, Chordata, Mammalia, Rodentia, Cricetidae.
AUGAAGGUUCAAGCUGUGAAUUAUUUUCUGGAUAUUGGGCCAUUGCUGUGCCAGUCAUCACCCAGAUGUGGUGCACAGAUUUGUAACCCCCUUGAGCGGUACUGUGACAGUGACAUCAUCCUGCCCCUGAAUGGCACUGGCCUGUGUGGCCCUGGGUGUAUCUACUGGCCCUGCUUUCAACAUUGCUGCCUGCAGUCCUCCACUCCCAAGAAUCAGGGGAUUGUUAGCUUCAAGGUCCCAGUCAUGAAGCCCAAAUGUAGAUCCUCCCCCAUCUCCACAAUCUGUGGCCAGUGA